Ochotona curzoniae (black-lipped pika) is the source of this 1412-nucleotide messenger RNA. It is a transcript of the gene SETD7, whose product is annotated as SET domain containing 7, histone lysine methyltransferase. The record is from RefSeq and is a predicted model, not a curated record. Bases 1 to 1101 code for a protein of 366 amino acids. Gene Ontology annotation, biological process: regulation of DNA-templated transcription. Lineage: Eukaryota; Metazoa; Chordata; Mammalia; Lagomorpha; Ochotonidae. Gene Ontology annotation, molecular function: protein binding; histone H3K4 monomethyltransferase activity. The transcript is spliced from 8 exons. Gene Ontology annotation, cellular component: chromosome.
AUGGACAGCGACGACGAGAUGGUGGAGGAGGCUGUGGAAGGACACCUGGAUGAUGACGGAUUACCUCACGGGUUCUGCACGGUCACCUACUCCUCCACUGACAGAUUUGAGGGGAACUUUGUCCAUGGAGAAAAAAAUGGCCGAGGGAAGUUCUUCUUCUUUGAUGGCAGCACCCUGGAGGGGUAUUACGUGGAUGACGCCCUGCAGGGCCAGGGAGUUUACACGUAUGAGGACGGAGGAGUUCUGCAGGGCACUUACGUGGAUGGGGAGCUGAACGGCCCGGCCCAGGAGUAUGACACGGAUGGGAGGCUCAUCUUCAAGGGGCAGUACAAGGACAACAUUCGGCAUGGAGUGUGUUGGAUCUACUACCCAGACGGAGGCAGCCUUGUAGGAGAAGUCAAUGAAGAUGGGGAGAUGACUGGCGAGAAGAUCGCCUAUGUGUACCCUGAUGAGAGGACCGCACUUUAUGGGAAGUUCAUUGAUGGUGAGAUGAUCGAAGGGAAGCUGGCCACGCUUAUGUCCACGGAGGAGGGGAGGCCUCACUUUGAACUGAUGCCCGGAAACUCUGUGUACCACUUCGACAAGUCGACUUCGUCCUGCAUCUCCACCGACGCGCUGCUCCCAGACCCUUACGAAUCAGAGAGGGUUUAUGUUGCAGAGUCGCUCAUUUCCAGUGCUGGAGAAGGACUGUUUUCAAAGGUGGCUGUGGGCCCCAAUACCGCCAUGUCUUUCUAUAAUGGAGUCCGAAUUACACACCAAGAGGUCGACAACAGGGACUGGGCCCUUAACGGGAACACCCUGUCCCUCGAUGAAGAAACGGUCAUUGAUGUGCCUGAGCCCUAUAACCACGUGUCCAAGUACUGUGCUUCCUUGGGACACAAGGCAAAUCACUCCUUCACUCCAAACUGCAUCUAUGAUAUGUUUGUCCACCCCCGCUUUGGGCCCAUCAAAUGCAUCCGCACCUUGCGAGCAGUGGAAGCCGACGAGGAGCUCACGGUUGCCUACGGCUAUGACCACAGCCCCCCGGGGAAGAGUGGGCCUGAAGCCCCUGAGUGGUACCAGGUGGAGCUAAAGGCUUUCCAAGCUACCCAGCAAAAGUGAAAGGCCUGGCCCUGGGGUCCAGAGACCUGGCACAGAACCUUGGAUCUAUGCACUACGUUUAUUCGACAAUGGGACAACCAGGGACUGCUCGUGCUGUUGACAUCAUAUCCUCUCACCCUGCGUUAGCAACGCCGUUCUCGCAUACUAACUAGGUUUGACUGUAUUACUCAUACCAGUUUAAAAUUAGCUAGCCUGGCAGCAACCAUCCUACUGAGAGGUAUUGCGGAGCGCUUGACAUACGACAGCAUGAUGUGCUGUGGUGGUUCAGGUCUAAAUCUGUCCCACAGUCAGAGAUGCCAAAUGAUCAGACU